Emiliania huxleyi CCMP1516 is the source of this 1089-nucleotide messenger RNA. RefSeq lists its product as hypothetical. Gene Ontology annotation, molecular function: chloride channel activity. The transcript has 3 exons. The coding region runs from base 1 to 1089 and encodes 362 amino acids. The record is from RefSeq and is a predicted model, not a curated record. NCBI's taxonomy places the organism in Eukaryota, Haptophyta, Isochrysidales, Noelaerhabdaceae.
AUGCAAGACAUCUCCACCGCGCUCGCGACGCCCGAGGCACUCGACGACUACAUGCCUGGCGUUCUCGAAGAGAAGUCGCUGCUCUCCAUGACGCACCUGUGGGACGCCUCCACCUGGGCACGGCACAAGAGCAGACACCGCUGGGCGCACAUGCUCGUCGCUUGGCCGCACUCGAGCAUCCUCCGCGCGAUUCGCCUCCCGCUCGGCGUCAUCCUCCUCGUCACGCUCGCGGUGCUGCAGAUCAACGCCCUUCUGGCCGAGGCAGGCCGCCCGCGCCUCACCCUUCCCCUCGCGCCGCUCUCGCUCCAAGCGUCCUCGCUCGGCCUGCUCCUCGUCUUCCGCAACAAUCAGACGCACGAGCGGCUCAAGGAGGCGCAAAAGGCGAUGGGCGGGCUGGGCGCGCUCGCCCGGGAGAUCAUGCAGCUGCUGGUAGUGCACGUGCCUCCGGAGAAGGGGCGCGCCGUCGCCCUCGCCGCGCGGCUGCUCGCGCUCUUUGGCUGGGCGCUCAAGAUGCAGUGCCGGAACGAGCCGGAGCGGCUGUACCCGAUCGCCGAGGUGCUGCUGCCUCGCGCGCACUCGUGGCUGCUCUCGCGGCCGCACCGGCCGGGCACGGUGCUGCUGCGGCUGCGGGCGGUGGUGGGGGAGCUGCGCAAGGACGGGCUGCUGAGCAGUGACGCGUUCAAGUUCAUCGAGGAGCGGCUCGCCAAGCUCUCCGCCGCGGACGCCGCGUGCGUGCGGCUUGCCACCUUCCCGGUGCCGCCGUCGUACCACAGGCACGGCUCGCGCGCAAUCGUCCUCUGGCUCGGCUCGCUGCCCUUCGUGAUGGAGGGGCUAGGCUGCCACCCGCUGCAGACGGCGGUGGCGAUCGCCAUCGAGGUUGAGCAGCCGCUCGACGUGCUGCCGCUGCACGAGUUUGCGCGAGGCAUGUCCAACGACGUGCACGACGUGCUCGAGGCUUGGACGACCAUGCCGGCCGUCCCGCGCGCUUGCGACGACUACUCCGACCUCGGCAAGGAGUCGUACCUCGGCUCGGGACGCUCCUCGUCCGCGCGCGGCUCGACCGCCGCGGUGGACAAGAAGGAGCGGUAG